AUGGAGGUCGAUGUGUUGAUCCGAUGUGAUCCACAAUCUAUUCCCGCACCACCACCGCUCAACAUCACGACAAUGGCGUUACAUCAGAUGCAGCUUAGCUAUGAUCAAGCUCAAGCGGUGUUGAUGGACAAAGAAAGACGCCCACUGCCGGCAAUCACGUUCGUCAGGAAACAAUUUAAGGAUCCCACAGAAGAUUACAGUUACCUAAGCAGAGGCAUGCUUAAGUGUGCAGACAUUUCUCGUCGUUCGCAACCAGCCCGAAUUCUGAAGCUGAAUGCUCUUGCCGUCUAA
This is a messenger RNA of Haemonchus placei, 291 nucleotides long. The record is from the annotation of a GenBank genome assembly. Lineage: Eukaryota; Metazoa; Nematoda; Chromadorea; Rhabditida; Trichostrongylidae.